UUUAAUCAGAUAGUGAUUUAACUUAUUUUUAUUCUCCCUCUCAGUGCCUAUUGACCAAGCGAUUUCUAAUUUUUCGGGCUUGUUCAGUGACGUGGAGUUCGUCGACAUCAAGCGUGCUGUUUAGCGGAUGGUGACCGCCCCUGAGCCAGAACCAGCGGUCAGCAGUGAGGAAGAGCCUACAAAAUAUAUUUUGCUGUCCAGUAGAUUGCUGCAUGAAAAGCUAUACACACUUGGCCUGUUUGACCUGGCCAAGCUUGGCUACCACCAAAAAGUAAUCGGGGAGGAGCAGGUCGUACCAUCUAUUGGGAUGGACGUUAGAAUCAAGAAGCCGCACUUCUAUAUUGCCGCUAGGAUGGGCGGUCAAGGGAAGCAAUAAAACCGUCCGCUCCACGGUAGACCAGAAGGCCUUCUUGUAUGAGAUGUUCGACCAGGGACAGGAGACUGGCCACAAGACGGAUCCCGGCACCGUCUCUCAGAAGAUGCGGUACGCUAGGGGAGUGACAGGGGAACGCCGAUUUAUAAUCAGCGAGUUCCUAACACCGGGCCAAGUACAGGCAUACUUUUCCCGGAAACUAACAAAAAGUAAAAGGUCCGAUGCAACGGCACAGGAUGCGGAGGCAGUAGAGGCUGCGGAGGAGGAAACCGCCUACUUCCGUACGAGAGCUGCCAUCCUAAAUGAAUGCCAACUAAAAUCGACCUGUGCCACUUAUACUCCAGGUCUAGGCUCACUCUCUUUCAGUGGCCACCCUUUCCACUAUCUGCAAAGAGCUAAAACUUCAAGUUCCCCGAGCAACCCGACGCAAAGCUUCUUUUCUUUUGUAGCCGCACUCGUGAAUGUUAUUCAAAGAUGUAGUAGCGCAAAUUCCUCGGGGCGACUAUAAUUUUAACACAGUAACAUAAAUUAAAUUUCUGAGCCUGUUUUGACGACCAGAGUAAGUUUUACAAUAACUUCAAUACUUUCUUUUACUAAAAAGGAGAACAGAUUACGGUGAGAGGCCACAAUAUCACAAAAUGUUAGCGUUCCUUAUAAUUUGUAAGAGUCUAACAAAGACAACACAAGAGUUUAACAAAUCUAGAGGUAUCGCUUGCAAAUUGAAUUAAAACAUAGAAAUCCCCCAUUUUCUUCUUUAAACCGGUUUGUUUUAUUAUUAAUUAUCAGAAUAGUCUUGUUGCAGUUUUGGUGAGCUAUUUUAUGCUACGGGAGCAGCAGUUCUCUCCAAUGAGGAUGCUUCUGUUCGACAUGACCAACAUUGAAUUAUGGAGAAGCUUGGUAUUCCUGCAGGGUGUGAAACAUUGCAGGAGUGGAAAUACAAAACAAGGGUAAAGCAGUCAUUAACUAUAGCAAGUGAUAGCUAUUAGAAGGCAAGGAAGCUAGAGAGUUUGAGCGACAGACAGGGAAGAGAAAACGUCCUGUGCGUAAAAAGGACACGAUUCAUUUAAAAGAACACCUGACCAGCAAAAAGCACCGUUGGUCAAACAAGAAGUACCUAAAAUGGCUGAAUCGAAAGAGGAAAGAUAAGGGGGCGGAGAAAAAAUGCCCUAGGUCCCAUGGAAGGGGGCCCGCAAUGAUAAACAUCUGAAAAAGCGUCCGGGCCACAGCACAACGUCAACAGCUUACGAACUGAGGGCGGACCUUGGCCACAAAAGAAACUCAAGCCCACCUCUGCCAGCCGCUACCAGCCCGCAAAAGCGUGCGAGGCACUACAUUCACGAGGCCAAAAAGGGAGAGCCUUCGAGUUCGAAUGCCCAACUAGCGAAAGCCAAAGGAGUUAUUACCAGUGAAAGCGAUAGCUACAGUGAGAGCAAUCAUGAGCAGCCGGUAACCAGCGAUGACCCAGAGACUUCAAAAAACAAGUCGUUCGAUGAGCGCACCUCUGAUUACAAUGAUGUCCUGCCCUGGAAGAUAAGAGGCAUACACUCAAGGCUCGUUGCUUAUCUUCGGGGGUUUGUUAAAUGGAUUCAAACGACAUAUGGGAAGUCGAAAUCCAGGAGAGAUGCAGUGCCAGCCUCACAGCAGGUAGCUUACCCUGUUCUCGUUCGAUCAAGACUGCAACCGACCACUGUGCGCUACAGAAUUGGUCUGUUAAAUGGGGGCUCUCCUUUAAUACUUUGAAAUGUGAGACCAGUGUGUGAAUACCCCUUUCAUGUGCACGAGCAUUGAAUACCCGGACGGUUGUAAGCCAGUAAAAGAAGUAAAAAGGUGUAAUUGCAACAGGAAUAAACAAAACGAGGACCUGAGAACUCCGCUUGUCUAUGUAAAUUUCUCGCAUUUGGUAUGAUUGCAAUGGAUUAUUUGUUGUAUUCUUCACUAUAUUGACUUGUAAGGCUAGAAACCAGAAGAAAGUGUAUGCCUUUCGUGAAUACUUUGGGAAACUCGCGCAUCCUAGGCCUUUUUGUAGAGAGGGUGAGAAAAUUUUCAAUAACCUACAUACAAGCAUUUUAAGAAAGUCAAGACAAUAUAGGUUAGCCCAGGCCGCUCAAAUCUUAGUUUCAGCGUGAAGAAAGUAAAGAAUCACAUCUAUUAUUAUUAAAGUCAAGCCGGGAAGGAAGACAUUCGAUAAAGCUAUUGAAGAUGUUUUACUGGAGUGGGAGCAAUGGUCUACGUGUGUCACGGAAGAUGAGAAGAAGUAAUGCACGUUAUCUCCAUGAAGAAAAGUGAAAGGAAACAGAAACUCCCCCGACAUUUCAAGCAAGUGUAGGAUGGGUCCAGAAGUUCAUGACCAGACAUGGGCUAGACUACAGAAUCCAGGGCCCCAGAGAAAUCUUUGUGAGACACUAGCUCGUUGGCUCGGCAGUCAAAUUGAGUGUAUAAAUUAUAGUCAACCGCCAUAACCACUGGCUCGUUGGCUCGGCAGUGAGGUAGCGGGGAAUAAAUUAUUCUAGAUAACAACGGCACCAUUUUAAGAUAUCUUUGUGAGCCACUGGCUCGUUGGCCCGGCAGUCAAAUUGAGUGUAUAAACAUAGUCAACCACAAUAACCACUGGCUUGUUGGCUUGGCAGUGAGGUAGCGGAGAGUACAUUAUUCUAGAUUACAACGGCACCAUUUUAAGAUAUCUUUGUGAACCGCUGGCUGGCAGUCACAUUGAGUAUAUAAACUAUAGUCAACAAUUACAGAGUAGGUACUCAACCAUUUUUUUUUUUGCAAUAUGAAAGCGCUUUACUUACAUGAUCCAAGAAUAUUUACCUAUUUACAAAAAAGAAAAUAUUUGUUUACAAAUAGGAUUUUUAUGUUUUCUCCUGGGAACAAUUUAUAGUUAAUUGUUUAGUUAUCAAGUGAUUACGUAACAGCAACAUACGGGUCCUAGAAGGGGUGCGCACUUUUAUUGUAUUGAUACCCCCCUAUGGGGUACUAUAUAUUUGCCAAAUGUACCUCGUGGACAUUCUUGCUGUGAGUCAAGCGGGAAAAAGGCGAAAGUUUUGGGCGGACACUACCAGGCCACCUUUUCCGACCUUGUUUGGUAGUGUUGUGCCCAACCCUUGGUGGAAACCCAGAAGUAAGGCCCACUAUUGACUUAAGCAAUGGAUCGCAUACAAGCUGAUGUAGCAGAGGCUGAGGCGAGAUUGGCCCUUACAACGAACGAAGCGGACAGAGAAAGACAGCUGGAAAUGGAAAGAAGAGAGAAAGAAGCGGUAAGUAACUUGUUGCGGACACAUUUGCGCUAAUGAGGUUGUUAGCAAUCCAGUCUAAGCUAAGCGAUUAUUUUCUGUCUGAUAGAACAGUUAGAGUAGAGUCAUCUUUCGAAGUGAGAUAUUAUGAGCCUAAUCGCACUAGGAGGACAAAGUUUGUCUGGCCGGGACAAACAGCCAACCAAAUUUUGUCAUGGCCGAUCGAUUGGCUUGUAAAUCGCAUUCGCACUAGAGGUCAAACGAAAAGCCUAACGCGACACAAACGUCAAUCAAAAUUAGAGUUGCAGAGUUCGUUUACGUUUGAUCACAAUGCUUCCUUGGAAUAUUUUUGCACAACUCAUCGUCUUACUGGUAGUAAAUUCAUUCUAUGAAUAUCAAAAACAACACGUUCUGCUCAAGACAAGCUGGGUGUUAAUUGAAAAACCUGUCAGAUUUGACGAUUGGCCUAGUUCCGGCAGCCUCAAGAUGUGUUCGCAUACCUGUCAACUCUCCCGCAUUAGGCGGGAGUCUCAAGAUUUUGGACCCCUUCUCCCGCUCUCCCAAACAAGAAAAAAAAAAUGUUCCUACCAGCUGCUAUUUAUACAAACAAAAUCCAAAUUCGUUCCCCUGUCUAUUUUAUUCAGUUGUAUUAAGCUAUGUGUAGGAUCGCCUUUUGAAUAUUUCACGCUAGUGAUGACUGAAAUAGAAACUUAGCCUAAAUGCUAAAUAGCGCAAAAAUCGCUCUAUAAACCCUAGCCCCAAAAUUGACGUUGUAGACGCAACGACACUAAUGGUCUUUCAUGGCUAGGGUGAGAUAAAAGGAUUAAAUGGAUGGGAUCCUGGUCACGAAAGACCAUUAGUGUUUAUGUUUCAACAACGUCGAUGGGGUCAUAUAGUACAUAACGCCGCUAUUAUCAUAAGCCCAUCAUAUUGCGCAAAAAUCGCUCUAUAAACCCUAGCCCCAAAUUUUACGCUCGCUCUAACGCUCUUAUCCAAGAAAAAUAUAUUACGAAAUUGGGCGUCACGCAAGUCAGUUAGCCGAGCGGUUUUUACGGCAUGACGUCAUAGGAGAAGCUCCCUGGCAGCAUUUGUAGAAGGUCGAUGCAUUUUAACUCGAUUUGUUUUCGGCACCAACAUCAGACCAAGAACAUGUAAGGAUUAAAAGUUAAAAUUGAAACUAUUUAUGAUUUGUGUCUACAUUUUAGGACCUACAACACCUCGUCGGUGCUGAAGGCGAAGGGGAAAUUAGAGUCCGUCUCCGUGGAAGGGACACCACCUUCCAAAGACGUUUCACUGCUUCGGAUACAAACGAGAUGAUAACAACAAAUUUAUUUAUAUCGAUUCCACAGUUAGUUAUGGAUUAGAAAUUUCAAUUAUGAAUUAAAUAAUUUGGACACGAGUUAUCAGAAUCAAUGAACUCAAUCAUUGCACGUGUAUCAUUUUUCAAAUUGAAAAAAGAUGUCUCCACAGCAUUCUGUCUCCACUGUACUGAUAUAGGGAGGGUAUUGUUCAACCACAAACUAAUUGCAAUUGUUUUAUCUGCAGCUCUUGUAUCAAGUGGCCAUUGUCAACUUUUAGCUUUGCUCCAAAAACGAAUCUUCAAUGGAUCCUGAUGUCCGAACGUUAUUAUGCAAUAUAGGGAAUACACCUUUGGAUGUGAUUUCCUGGCUACAGGCACGGGGAUUACUGGCAAGGGAAACGCUUUGCCCACAUCACGACCAGCCAAUUCCAAUGAUACUAACUCUGUGCCCUGGCAGGUCUGAUGGCUACAAAUGAAAAAAACCGACAUUCCAAUCUUGCUGGGGAAAAAUCAGAUAAAAGCCAUCAGGAGAAUGAUUUUUUCUGUGGUGUGCAAGGCAAUAGACAUCAAAGUGAUCUCAUCUGGUGAGCAUCAAGGCUACCAAGUUAGCUUAGCAUCAGCCGUCACACUAGCUGCGAGAAAGGCCAGGCUGCACAAACCAGAUUGCAAGUCGAUUGAAAUAAACAUCAAGCUUGAUGGGAGACCCUUUUGUGGUAAACAGCAGGUGAUAGUGUUGUACCAAUUGUGGCUCAUGCAUCAAGCCAGAGUGCUAAAAGUGUGUUACCAUUGGCUAUUGCUAAUUGUAAAGAGAGUAGCUAAGCGUUUCACUCUAUAUUAGUUGCAUAUAUACAUAGUUUGCACUUGAAGCUCCAAGUCUCCCAUGAGCUAUUCUAAAGCUCUAAAGUUAAGGGUUAAUUUAAUAUACACACACACUGUGUGAUUGAGGUUAGCUUUCUGUCUCUCCUCUCAAGGCAACCAGCUUGCUGGGCUACCAAGACUCACAUAAAUAAAACUUAGUUAUUAUUAAUUGUUUUUUUUUUCUUGCUUAAAUUCACAGGGACAAUGCAUUGGCAUGACUUGAAUAUUGAAAAGGAGAAAAUCAAGAGGCAAGGUCUUGUAGUUGAUGGAAGACACUUUCAGUGAAAUUCACAGGUACCACCAUUACACGAUUUUGCCUAUAUCGGCAAUUUACUAAGAGAAAUACUGAGUUAUACAGUGUUAGCAGUUAAUGCUAGUGACAUAUACGUUCAGACAGAUAAUAAUAGAAUGGAAAUUAUAAAAGGGGUAAAUGAACUGCUUUUAUUAACAGUUACCCUUGUCUACAAAGCACUUGUGAUGUUGCUGAGGAGAAAAGAUGGGUCUGAUGCUAAAUACAAUGAUUCCAUUUGUAACCGGGGGAUCAAUCAAGAAUGUUGUGUGUUUUGCAAAGUGAUCAGGGGCUGUGACUGUCCUGAUGUCUCAAGGGGAGAGUCCUGUUCUGCCUGUUUCUUAAAGAGCAAGGCAAAUAUUGGCAGCUGGAAAGUACUUAGAGAUGACUUAACAUUUCCACUUGAUGAGGAGCUUUCUCAUGUGAAUCUGUGUGCCCUGCACUGUGAAAUAAGGAACACAGAGCAGCUGCUUUCUUCACUUGGUCUCUUUGCAUUUGAAUGUGGCUCCUUAAAUGAGUGCAAUGCUGUUCUUUCUGAAUAUGGGCCAGACAGUAUGAAGGAAAGGGACAAGAUAACCGUCAAAGUCAAGCCAGGCCAAACAGACCGCAGAGUGGAAAAGCACAACAUUCAAGUCUCUUCAUUCUCAGGGUCAACUGAACGGAGGUUUUUACACAACAUCGAAGAUAUCAUUGUGAGGUCUCUUCCUCUUCCCAAAUUGAUGAACUUUAAAGCUAAGGAAGUUUCUACAGGCUACAUUUUGGAUCAGAUAACAUUUUGUGAAGAAAUGAUUCAGGUUUUUCAUAGAAGCAUCAUAUUAUACUUCUAUGGUAUCAAAGACAAAAGACGUGGAGAAUCUCUCUGCGCUCUACGACGAUGGCCUUGGCUGGUCAUUCCCCAACAUAACCAUCGUGAAACAGACCAUACAGCAGCUAGAGAGGGCGUGUCCGGGUGACGCUCGUUUUGGCUCUGAGGAGGAAGGUCAAGGGCUAUGCCAGGUUUGGUAUGCCACGACAGCCAAAUGGCUCACAUGGCUCGCGAGUGGGAAGCGGAAGUUGUGGGGUUGGCGUUAUACUGUCAGCAGAGGAAUUUCUGAAGUACACUUGUGUCGAUCGGCCAAAGCCAUCUUGGAGCUACGGUAGAAUGACUGCACAUAGGAAAUACAUCAUGCAUCUACUAUUAUCGGAUCAUUAAUCUUUUUUGUUAUAUAGUCUGGAUGACCCCCUUAUUCUCUAGAGAAAGUAUGUACAUACAUCACUAAAAUGUACAAAAAUAGAAAACGCAAAUAAAAGUUGUUUCUUAUUGUA
Molecule: messenger RNA, 7358 nt
Organism: Nematostella vectensis (starlet sea anemone)
Lineage: Eukaryota; Metazoa; Cnidaria; Anthozoa; Actiniaria; Edwardsiidae
Exons: 11
Coding region: 6173-7006 (277 amino acids)
Source: RefSeq, a predicted model, not a curated record